AUGCCGUUUUGCAAAGAGACGGGAAGCUGGGCCAUGUCUUAUCAGUGGGGCCACCAGCUGAAACACUACAUCGCUAGAGGUUGUUCCAAACCCUCGAUAAUGAGGAUGAAAAUUCUAAACGCGGAACGGAGUUCUGUUCAAAGGGACUUGGGCUGGAUGUGGUUGUGUGGAGUCAAGGCUUCUUCACUAUCUACCGUUGAUAGCCAGCCAGGGAUUGACAUCCACAUAGAUGGAAUUGGAACAUGGCAAGAGGCUGCUUCUUCUCCUGAAAAGUAUCGGACGUCUUUGUCGUUCACCAACUGCAAGAAGCUGCGUUGA
Molecule: messenger RNA, 318 nt
Organism: Pseudocercospora fijiensis CIRAD86
Lineage: Eukaryota; Fungi; Ascomycota; Dothideomycetes; Mycosphaerellales; Mycosphaerellaceae
Exons: 4
Coding region: 1-318 (105 amino acids)
Source: RefSeq, a predicted model, not a curated record